Saccostrea echinata is the source of this 556-nucleotide messenger RNA. RefSeq names its product perlucin-like. Gene Ontology annotation, biological process: biological process involved in interspecies interaction between organisms. Gene Ontology annotation, cellular component: external side of plasma membrane. The coding region runs from base 1 to 522 and encodes 173 amino acids. The record is from RefSeq and is a predicted model, not a curated record. Lineage: Eukaryota; Metazoa; Mollusca; Bivalvia; Ostreida; Ostreidae. The transcript is spliced from 5 exons. Gene Ontology annotation, molecular function: carbohydrate binding.
AUGUUCCUCCUUUGUCUUGCAAUAGCACUAGUGUCUGUAUUAUCGUGUAAAGGCCAACCGAAUUGUCAGUUGGGAUCAAACACAUAUACUUUUCACCAGUCAUGCUACAAAUUUGUGCAUGAACAUUUCAGCUGGCCAGAAGCUAUCACAUACUGUGCAACGCUAGGAGGCGAACUGGUUCGAAUAGAGUCGGCUGCAGAACACAACUUUCUGAUUCAUAUAGCAAACCAGUUAAAAGCAAAUGACACUUCUUUCGAUGUCAAGGAGUACUGGAUUAAUCUGUCGGACGCCAUUGUACAAGGAGAGUGGAUGUGGAUGGGAAACACGAGACUGAACGCUCCGGAGGACUCUCCUAACAACGAGCGUGCUACUUAUGUAAAGUGGGGACCAAACCAACCAGAUGACCAUCCUAACGAGGACUGCGCGGGACUGUGGUUCGAGGGGGGAUUUUUGUACGGGGAUUGGCCUUGUAGUGCACUAUUGCACGCCAUUUGUGAGGACAGCUCUAUAGCAGAUGAUUGAACAUAGCACAUUUAACACUACGGACAUAUAACAU